Messenger RNA from Acanthopagrus latus (yellowfin seabream), 4986 nucleotides. RefSeq names its product disheveled-associated activator of morphogenesis 1-like. The transcript has 26 exons. Gene Ontology annotation, biological process: actin cytoskeleton organization. Lineage: Eukaryota; Metazoa; Chordata; Actinopteri; Spariformes; Sparidae. Bases 468 to 3719 code for a protein of 1083 amino acids. Gene Ontology annotation, cellular component: stress fiber. Gene Ontology annotation, molecular function: small GTPase binding; actin binding. The record is from RefSeq and is a predicted model, not a curated record.
GUUAGGGAGGGAGUGGAUACGCCAAGGAGAAGUUCUCGCCGGCCAGCUGGCUGUUUGCAAGAUCUCAAACAGCGGCUCGUGCUGUAUGGCGAGUUUAUCCCUUGUCUGCCCCUGUGCCAUCAGAGACAAACUAUUCCCCGUCUAAGUGGAUUUUUCUUCCUUGCUGGUUCUGAAAGCGCUUGGGAUUGAACGACUUUGAACCUGCGUGGAUUACAUACCUUGCGUAGGAAAGGCUGUGCUUUGCGUUGUGUACGAGCAUCGUUUUUUCUGUCGACAGUGCAGAAAGCAGGACACUGCAGUGAGUUGAGAAUAUAAAGGGAAUGCUCAGAGCACACCAGAGGCAAGCUCACUCCUGGACAGGUACUCUCUGACGGAGGCCACACUCUGAGGUGGAGGAGGCUGUAAAGAGGCCCUGAAGGAGCCUCCCCACCCGCCCUACCCCGACCAGCCGGACACAUCGGACAGCCAUGGCUCCCCGGAAACGCGGCGGCGGUGGCCGUGGUGGUGGCCUCUCUUUCAUCUUCUGCUGUUUUAACAGCAGUGAUCACCCAGAGAUCACAUACAGGCUCAGAGAAGACUUUGCCCUGCAGGCCAUGGAGCCGUCAUUGCCGAUGCCAGGAUAUGAUGAGCUGGACGGCAUGUUCUCCGAGUUGGUGGAUGAGCUUGACCUCACAGAGAAACACAGAGAAGCCAUGUUUGCCCUGCCUGCAGAGAAGAAAUGGCAAAUCUACUGCAGCAAAAAGAAGGAACAAGAAGAAAACAAAAGUGCAACUAGUUGGCCAGAAUUCUACAUCGAUCAGCUCAAUUCAAUGGCAGCUAGAAAGACGCUCCUCGCUCUGGAGAAAGAGGACGAGGAAGAGAGGAACAAAACCAUAGAGAGCUUGAAGACGGCUCUGAGGACACAACCCAUGAGGUUCGUGACUCGCUUUAUCGACCUUGACGGCCUGACGUGCAUCCUGAACUUCCUGAAGAGCAUGGACUACGAGACAACAGAGUCGCAGAUCCACACGUCUCUCAUCGGCUGCAUCAAAGCGCUGAUGAACAACUCGCAGGGCCGCGCCCAUGUCCUCUCUCAUUCCGAGAGCAUCAACAUUAUCGCUCAGAGCCUGGCCACAGAGAACAUCAAGACCAAGGUGGCGGUGUUGGAGAUUAUGGGCGCUGUGUGUCUGGUGCCUGGUGGGCACAAAAAAAUCCUGGAGGCCAUGCUGCACUACCAACGCUUCGCCUGCGAGAGGACACGGUUCCAGACUCUUAUAAAUGAUCUGGACCGGAGUACAGGGCGAUACAGGGAUGAGGUCAACCUGAAAACAGCCAUCAUGUCCUUCAUAAACGCGGUGCUUAGUCAGGGUGCUGGAGAGACAAGUGUGGAAUUCCGUAUCCACCUACGAUAUGAGUUUCUCAUGCUGGGGAUCCAACCUGUGAUCGAUAAACUACGUUCUCAUGAAAACUCCACAUUAGACAGGCAUUUAGAUUACUUUGAGAUGCUGCGGAACGAGGAUGAGCUGGCUUUGUCAAAACGUUUUGAGUCGAUACAUAUAGACACCAAAAGUGCCACCCAAGUUUUUGAUCUCAUCCGCAAGAAGAUGAACCACACUGACGCAUACCCGCACUUUAUGUCUGUCCUGCAUCACUGUCUCCUAAUGCCACAUAAGAGGAGCGGCAACACGGUGCAGUACUGGCUGCUGCUGGAUCGCAUUGUCCAGCAGAUGGUCUUACAGAAUGACAAAGGUCACGACCCUGACGUCACACCACUGGAGAAUUUUAACGUGAAGAACGUUGUCCGGAUGCUGGUCAAUGAAAAUGAGGUCAAACAGUGGAAAGAGCAGGCGGAGAAAAUGAGAAAAGAGCACCACGAGUUGCAGCAGAAGUUCGAUAAGAAGGAGCGUGAAUGUGACGCAAAGACGCAGGAGAAAGAGGACAUGAUGCAGACGCUCAACAAAAUGAAAGAGAAGCUGGAGAAGGAGAGCACUGAGCACAAGAAUGUCAAACAGCAAGUGGCCGAACUCACGGUCCGACUGCAUGAACUCAGCACACAGAGACAAGCAGCUGUUGUUCCUGGCGGCCCUCCCCUCGCCCCCGGUCCCCCCGGUGGCCCUGUGCCUCCUCCACCCAUGCCAGGUUUUGCUGGUAUGUGCCCACCUCCCCCGCCUCCUCCUCCUGGGGGCAUGAUGCCCCCUCCACCUCCUCCUCCCCCUCCUCCAGGUGGUCCCCCACCUCCUCCAGGGCGCCCACCCAUCGGGGGUAUCCCUCCCCCACCUGGUGCGCCUCUAGGACCAUCCCUGAAGAAGAAGAACAUUCCCCAGCCAUCCAACGCUCUCAAAUCCUUCAACUGGGCCAAGUUAGCUGAGAAUAAACUGGAGGGAACUGUAUGGAUGGAUGUGGACGACGCCAAGGUUUUCAAAAUCCUUGAUCUGGAUGACAUUGAGAAGACCUUCUCAGCCUAUCAGAGACAGCAGGACUUCUUUACGAUCAAUAACAGCAAACAGAAAGAGGCAGAGGACGACACGCUGAGCUCUAAAAAAGUCAAGGAGCUGUCAGUCAUCGACGGCCGUCGAGCUCAAAACUGCAACAUCCUCCUCUCGCGGCUGAAGCUUUCAAACGAAGAGAUCAAGAGAGCCAUUCUAACGAUGGAUGAACAGGAAGACCUUCCUAAAGACAUGCUGGAGCAGCUGCUGAAGUUUGUCCCUGAGAAGAGCGAUGUUGAUCUUCUGGAGGAGCAUAAACAUGAGCUCGACCGGAUGGCAAAACCCGACCGCUUCCUCUACGAGAUGAGCAGAAUAAACCACUACCAGCAGAGGCUGCAGUCUUUAUACUUCAAAAAGAAGUUUGCAGAGAGGAUAGCCGAGAUGAAACCCAAAGUUGAAGCUCUGACCAAGGCUUCUAAGGAGAUCUUACACAGCAAAAACCUGAAGCAGCUGUUGGAGGUGGUGCUGGCCUUUGGAAACUUCAUGAACAAGGGUCAGAGGGGGAACGCUUACGGCUUCAAGGUGUCUUCACUCAACAAGAUCGCUGAUACCAAAUCCAGCAUCGACAAAAACAUCACUCUGCUGCACUACCUGAUUACUAUUCUGGAGAAGAAAUACCCCAAAGUCCUGAUGUUCCAGGAAGAUCUGCAGAGUAUCUCAGAGGCAGCCAAAGUCAACAUGACUGAGCUGGAAAAAGAUAUCAACAACCUGCGCAGCGGCUUGAAAAGUGUGGAGAGUGAGCUGGAGUACCAGAAGAAGCGACCGCAGGAGCUGGGCGACAAGUACGUGUCGGUGGUGAGUCAGUUCAUCACCGUGGCCAGCUUCAGCUUCUCCGACGUGGAGGACUCUCUCACCGAGGCCAAGGAGCUGUUCCUGAGGGCAGUAAAGCACUUCGGCGAGGAUGCCAGCAAGAUGCAGCCAGAUGAGUUCUUUGGCAUCUUCGACCAAUUCCUGCAGUCGUUCUCCGAGGCUCAGCAGGAGAACGAGAACAUGCGGAAACGCAAAGAGGAAGAGGAGCGCCGAGCCAAAAUGGAAGCUCAGCUGAAAGAGCAGAGGGAGAAGGAGCGAAAGGCCCGGAAAGCGAAAGCAAACGGGGAGGAAGACGGCGGCGAGUUUGACGACUUGGUGUCAGCGCUGCGAUCGGGCGAGGUCUUCGACAAGGACCUGUCCAAGAUGAAACGCAACCGCAAGCGCAUCAACAACCAGACCACAGACUCGAGCAGAGAGCGACCAGUCACAAAGCUCAACUUCUAAGCGGGGCUGAGGUCAUCGUCCUCGCUCCCCUCCUGCUCAUCAUUAGUUUCCCUUUGGGUCGGACUGACAUGGCCACAUUCCUCUGCACCCUCCUCCAUUCCCACCCAGCUCAGCUUCAUCACUGCAAAGCCACACGCAGCACAACAUGUUUUGGACAUUUCAUCCUCGGAGAUUUUGAUGUUAAAACGGAGCUGAAGCCAAAAGUUGAUACUAUUGACCAAAUAAGAUAAUUACCCCGCUGGAGGAUCGGUUUGGUCUAAUGUGUUGAGAAGUUAAUAGUGCAGGUGCAGAACGUUUUUUUCCCCGCUGGAGAAAAUUUUCCCUCCAGGUGUACGAGAUGCUCGCGGUCGUUUGAUAGGAACCGCUCUGUGCUGUUUUUGUAAGUCAGAAUCUAUGCACAGAGAGAAGUGUGCAGCUAGCAGACUCCUUCAGGGCUUGACGCUCGAUCCAAACAGGAAGAUGAUUCCAUGAAAAAAACACAAAGGGGCCAUUUUGUACGGACUGAUUUCAUAGAACGAGAGGGGCUGCUUUCACACGCCUGAAACUGUCCAAGAGAGACCAAAUCUGAACGUCCUCUUGACGCUGCCGUUCUCUUGCAGGCAGAAACGCCACAGGACUGAUGUGGUUGCAACUGCGAGCUGAGAAGCAGAGGUUUCUUUUCUAUUCAUCAUUAUUGACGUGCAGAAUUUAUAUAUCUGAUCACUGUAUGUUUUAUUUUCCUGUUAAGAGCUGGCCUUAACUCUGUUGACUUUAAUUGUUCAGUUGGUACUCUCAAAAGGCCUGGGCCUAAUCUGCAAUUUCUCAACAAGUGUGGACACUCAUGUGUGUCAUAGAUUACAUAUAUCUAUAUAUAAGGUUGCGUGCUUGUUACACAUGCACAUAUAAAUUCAUAAUUACUAUGCUAAAUGCCAUUUAAACCAUACACAAUCGAUGCAAUACACGUGUUCCUCUCUGAAGGGAGUGCCCUCCUUUAAGUUUUUAUUCAGUAGAUAAAAUAUGUCGUCUGUGCACUUGCUGGAUUCACAUGGCAAAAAAUAUUUAAAGAAUAAACAAAAAAAAGAAAGAAAAGCCUGAUUGAAGACUCUGUGUGAGCCACAUGUGAUGUUUUCAUUCUUGUAGCAAACAUCACACGUGGACAUGAAACCGCUGAUUUGAAUUUGUCCCUCAGCUGCCGUGUGAAUCCAUCCAGCACCUCCAUUGGACUUUUAUAAUUUAAAUAUUGCCUUCCAUUGUACAAUGACCUGAUGAUAAUAAAUGGGAGAAAACA